Messenger RNA from Amblyraja radiata (thorny skate), 1795 nucleotides. It is a transcript of the gene otop1, whose product is annotated as otopetrin 1. The coding region runs from base 14 to 1690 and encodes 558 amino acids. Gene Ontology annotation, molecular function: proton channel activity. Gene Ontology annotation, biological process: inner ear morphogenesis; proton transmembrane transport. The transcript is spliced from 6 exons. Lineage: Eukaryota; Metazoa; Chordata; Chondrichthyes; Rajiformes; Rajidae. Gene Ontology annotation, cellular component: membrane. The record is from RefSeq and is a predicted model, not a curated record.
AUGACAGCCGGCGAUGGACGACGGGUGCAGUUUAGAAGUUUACAACCACAGUAAUCCGCGCCCCGACAAGCGCCAAGAACCGAGCUGCUCGCCAGAUAAGCAUCUGAGAAACGCGGCCACCCCGAGCGCUCAGUACGGCAUCAAUGUUUUUGCCCUGGGCUUGGUCCUAACGGUGGCAGAGGCGUCGCAGAAAGCCGGGGUGACACAGGAGCAUACACUAGCUUAUCUCAGUACGCUCAUGGCCAUACAGCUGGCCUGGAUGCUCUGGUACUUCUUCAGGAGGCGCAAAACAAAAGGACUAGCCGUGGAUAAGGAUCACCAUGCUGGGCCCGGGUGGCUGAGAGGUGGUUUAACCUUAUUUGCCAUCCUGAGUUUAGUUCUGGAUAUGUUGAAAAUUGGAUAUUACGUUGGAUUUUCAAGUUGUCUCACAGACGCCAACGGCGCCUUUCCGGUGGUUCACGCGGUCCACACUCUCUUCCAGGUAUAUUUUCUUUGGUCUCAUGCAAAAGAUGUCAUUCAAACUUUUCAAAUUAUUGAAAGGUUUGGAAUGAUUCAUGCUGUAUUUACAAAUCUCUUGCUAUGGGUGAAUGGUAUUGUUGCAGAAUCUAAACAUCAGUUGAAUGAUCACAAAAAGCGAUUAGCAACAUUUGGAUUUGUCAACAUAUCUGUGGAAAAGACUGCACCAGAGUGCAACUGUACCACCAAUGCAUGUGCAGUUUUCUACAAAGGGUUCUAUUAUAUGUAUCCCUUCAGCAUUGAAUAUCACGUUUUUGCAUCUGCCAUGCUUUAUGUCAUGUGGAAGAACGUGGGGCGGAAGAUUGAAGAGCACAAGCGCCGCAAACUUACUUUUAAGAGACAGUACAAAAUAUUACCAGGACCAGCGCUGGGAGCCGUUGUGUUAGCGGCGACCAUAGGCAUUCUAAUAGUGUACAACAUACAGGUGGGCCAUUCCGAAGCUCAGCGCAGGUCUGCCGUGACUAUGUUUUAUUCCUACAGCAUUAUUGUGUUGAGUUUGAUGUCCGUAGCGACUGCGAGUGGCCUGGUGAUUUAUCGGCUGGAGAAGCGGCCGGUGGAUACUUCCACCAACCCCACGAGGAAGCUGGACGGCUCUCUGCUGGUCGGCACAGCCUGCGCCUCCUGGCUCCUGUCCUGGUGCUCCGUGCUGGCGGGGAUCGCUGCAGAAACCCGCCAGCACCACGCCUGGCUCAACCUGCCCUAUUCUUUGUUGACCAUCAUUGAGAAAUACCUGCAGAACAUGUUCAUCAUCGAGUCCCUCCACCGGGAGAGCAACAAGUGCGAGGAGCGAGUGCAGAAAUCCCAGAGGAUAUUUGCUGUGUCGGCUCCCGAAAGUGGCGAGGAGCGGGCUGGGGGCGAGAGCGGUGGCAAGGACAUGGGCAAUACGAGCAGGGGCGUGUGGCGACCCGGCCACUCUCUGCCGCUGCGGGACGGCGAGGCGGGGGGCACCAAAAGCCUGAUGCUUAAGAACAUCGCCGCCUUCCUCUUCCUCUGUAAUAUCUCGUUCUGGAUACUUCCAGCCUUUGGAACUCGCCCCCAGUUUGACAAUGGCCUCGAAGAAAAUGUUUAUGGAUUUGAAACAUGGAUUCUAAUCGUAAACCUUGCAAUGCCUUUUGCUAUUUUCUAUCGCAUGCAUGCAUCUGCUUCACUUUUUGAGGUGUUCUGUUCAACAUAGUCAACAAAUGUAAUUGGUGUGCAGGGAAUGGAAAUAUGUAUGAAUAGCUGCAUAGGAAAACUAAGCUACAUUAGCGCACUUGAUUUUCUUGUACCUAAAUGUGGA